AUGACCAAGUUUCUUCUGAUUUUCCUAUUCUUGGGACUUCUCAAAUGUGAAGCACAGUCUAAUGGCAACCCAUAUGAUUACCUAGAACUAGCCUUAAGGUGGCCAAACUCUUAUUGCUUGACACAUGAUGGUGGUUGCAGGGAAAUAAUUCCCCAAUAUUUCACUAUUAGCUUCCUUCGUCCAAGGAAAAGGGGAGGACCUGAUAUGCAAUAUUGUCCCUCGCCCUUUACUAUGCCAAAUAGCACUAUGGAGACAAACAAAAACGACCUGCUAAAAUUCUGGCCUGAUCUGAGAACUGAUAAUUUCAUAGAGAGCAAGUUAUUAUGGAGGGACCAAUGGAAGAAGUUUGCAUCCUGCUAUAACAUGAUGCCAGAUGACUAUAUCGGUUAUGCCCUCAACAAUAGAAAGAGAAAUGACUUCAAAAAAAUCUUGACAAGUGCAGGUAUUGUUGCGAGCGGAAAUCCAUAUCCCACACGUAGGAUACUGCAAGCUUUCAGGAAAGCUUUAGGUGUGAAUGUGGACAUAGUGUGUGAGCCAGACAGAAGUGGCAGUGUGUAUCUUGCAGAGGUUCGUCAAUGUCUUGAUGUUGCUGGAACAACGCCUAUAGAUUGUGACAAUAUAGCAAGAGGGUGUGACGAUGACCCCAUCUUUCCUUAUAUGGGAUUCCAACCUGACAAAGAUCCCAAGUAA
Sphenostylis stenocarpa is the source of this 690-nucleotide messenger RNA. Lineage: Eukaryota; Viridiplantae; Streptophyta; Magnoliopsida; Fabales; Fabaceae. The record is from the annotation of a GenBank genome assembly.